UAGCUGCGCUGGAGUAUGUGUGUGUUUUCCUGUCACUGCUCCUCACGUCUUCCGUGUGUGUUGUGUGUUGCAGUGCUCGCAGCCGUGUUGUUUUUUAUCAUCUCCAGUCCUCACGGUGUCCCCGGAACCGAGGUGUUUGGUGCCAUCUGGCUGAUGCUGCUGUUAGGAACCGUUCACUGCCAGAUCGUCUCCACACACACUCCUAAAGCCAGCGGAGGAGGCAACGGGAAACGGCGCAGGAAGUUGAGGAAAGCGGCUCAUUUGGACAUUCAUAGAGAAGGCGACGGCUCUAGCACUACAGAUAACACACAGGAGGGGGCGCCGCCGGGCUCACUGUCAGCCGGCUCUCGCAGCCUCAUCGCUUUCUUCAGAGAUUUCUGGCAUGGUAUCUUUAAAGAGGGGUCUAAAAAGUCCAAGCUGUCCAUCGAUAAGUCCACAGAGACAGACAAUGGAUACGUGUCUCUGGACGGACGUAUCACCAGCAAAAGCAGUGAGGAGGGUUUACAGCUGCAUGAGCCUCACUGUGACCUUCUGCGCUCCGAGACGCCCUGGAGCCUCCAGAACAACAGACACCAGCUGAUCCUGCCGCCCACGGGCAAGUGUCUAUCUGAAGCUGCGGUUCCUCGUGGGGUGGAGAACAUGUCAGAUGAAGCCUCCAGUGAAGAAGACCCAGAGAACUACAGCGCCCUCCGCAGGGCAGCAGAGCGCAAGAACAGCGACUGUACACUGCGCAACAGGAAAGCACACCACUACAAGAAGCAUUACACUGCAGAGGAGCCGCUGAAGUCAGGCACCAGCUGCAGCUCACGGUGCUCCAGCUCGAGGACGCAGGACUCUGAGAGCGCGAGGCACGAGUCUGAGACCGAGGACGUCCUGUGGGAGGACUUCCUGCACUGCGCAGAAUGCCGCUCGUCCUGCACCAGUGAAACAGACGCCGACGGAUCGGCCGUCUGCUCCGGCUCCAAGAAAGAGUUCAGAGACGACCCGUUUCAUCAGGGACAUGUGCCGUGGCUCCACAGCUCUAAUCCGGGCCUAGAGCGGGUCAGUGCCAUCGUGUGGGAAGGAAACGAGUGUAAGAAAGCAGACAUGUCUGUGCUGGAGAUCAGCGGCAUGAUAAUGAACAGGGUUAAUCUCUACACCCCAGGGAUCGGCUACCAGAUCUUCGGGAAUCUGGUGUCUGUGACGCUGGGUCUGACUCCGUUUGUGUUCAGACUGUUCCAGCACAAGGAGCCGGAGCAGCUGUCGGCCGGAGAGCUGCUGUCUGUGGCCUUUGGCUCGUCUUCAGACGCUCUGGUGAUGGCCAUGGUGAGCGUCAGCUUCGUGGUGCGCGUCUGUCUCAUCUGGCUCUUCUUCUUCUUGCUCAGCGUCGCAGAGAGGACAUACAAGCAGCGGCUGCUGUUUGCAAAGUUGUUCGGUCAUUUGACGUCGGCACGAAGAGCCAGAAAAUCAGAGGUCCCUCAUUUCCGACUGAAGAAGGUGCAGAACAUUAAGAUGUGGCUGUCGCUGCGCUCUUACCUGAAGCGGAGAGGUCCUCAGCGCUCCGUGGACGUGAUCGUCUCCUCUGCGUUCCUGCUCACGCUCUCGGUGGUCUUCAUCUGCUGCGCUCAGCUGCUUCACGUGCACGAGACCUUUCUGGAGUUUCACUAUAACUGGGAGCUGGUGAUCUGGUGCUCGUCGCUGUCGCUGUACCUGCUGAGAUUCGUCACGCUGGGCUCAGAAACCAGCAAGAAGUACAGCAACACAUCCAUCUUACUAACAGAACAGAUUAACUUGUACUUGAAAAUGGAAAAGAAACCAAAUAAGAAAGAAGAACUCACUCUGGUCAACAAUGUCCUCAAACUGGCCACCAAGUUACUGAAG
Puntigrus tetrazona (Sumatra barb) is the source of this 1860-nucleotide messenger RNA. Its product is annotated as protein PHTF2-like. Gene Ontology annotation, cellular component: endoplasmic reticulum. NCBI's taxonomy places the organism in Eukaryota, Metazoa, Chordata, Actinopteri, Cypriniformes, Cyprinidae. The record is from RefSeq and is a predicted model, not a curated record. The annotation marks the transcript as partial. The transcript is spliced from 11 exons.